AUGAGUAGGAGGUCCAGGGCUCCUGCUGCUGCCUCCACCCUGCGCUGUGCGGCUGCUGGCACAUGCGAUCAGCGGCCGGUGUGCAGAGCGCGAGUGCUGCUGCUGUGCCUGUGCAUCCUGCUGGCAUUUGCUCUCACUCUGGGACUGAUUUUGUCCGAAAAUGAAACGAGAAGACUCGAAGACAUGCCAGUCAGAGUGCCAGAUCUGAACAAGGAUAAACUGACUCAUAGGCCAAGUAAGCCCACCGCAGCGCAGGUGAAGCGCCUGGUCUCUGAGGUGAACUGGUCUCGGCUAUGGUACGCCCAACUCCAGCCUUUCCUUAUAGAGAGGCAUCCUGGGUCCCGCGGCAGCCGCACUGUUCGAAGGCACAUUUCCUCCCUGCUGGACUCUCUCUCAGCGGGCUGGUCAGUGGAAAUUGAUUCCUUCAACUCCGAAACCCCUCGUGGUCCAAUCAACUUCUCCAACAUACUUGCAGUGUUAGACCCCAAUGCUCCUCGUCGAUUGCUACUGGCUUGCCACUAUGACACCAAGAUCAUACCAUUAGCCUCUCGUGACCCGAAGCAGGUGUUCGUGGGGGCUACUGACUCAGCUGUUCCUUGUGCUAUGAUACUCGAGCUGGUCACUGCACUGGAUAUACACCUGAAAAUGCUCAAACAGCAGAUGGCUCAGGUGACUUUACAGUUGGUGUUCUUUGAUGGUGAGGAGGCUUUUGAGAAAUGGACUCCUUCUGACUCGUUGUAUGGUUCCCGACAUCUCGCUGAACACAUGUCCCGCAUUCCACAUCCUCCAGGCUCUGAGCAUACUACGCUGCUGCAUGCUGUGGAUCUCUUUGUUCUGUUGGAUGUAAUUGGAGCCCCACGUCCUAUGUUUGUGAAUCAUUUUGAGAACACAGCUCGCUGGUUCGAGCGCCUUGUUUCUGCAGAGAAGAGACUUCAUAAGCUGGGCCUGCUGUCUCUACACCCCAGUGAGCAGAUUUACUUCAGGAAAGAUGUAAACAUGGAUCCAGUAGAAGAUGACCAUAUGCCUUUCCUUCGGAGGGGAGUUCCUGUGCUGCACAUGAUUGCUACACCCUUCCCGUCUUACUGGCACACAAUGGAGGACACAGCAGACAAGGUCCACAGUCACACUGUGGAGAAUCUGACCAAAGUCUUGGUGGUCUUUCUAGCGGAAUAUCUUGGACUAUAGAAUAACAUUGCAUUUACUGGAACCAACCACAUCCUUCAUGAAAUCAGUACCUCACUAUCAUGACAUUGAGCACAAGCAGAAUUCAGAAAUGUGAAAGAUGGCAGAGCCCUUGGUUUGGUGGUCCUGCGUUCAGAGUUGUAUGCUAUUUGAAAAAGGGGUUUUGAGUAGGUCUUUAUGGUUGUGCCAUUCUAUGUGCAACUGUUGAAAAAAUGCUUCCUUAACUAUGAAUUAGGGUUCUUUGCCAUCUAAAGCGUAAAGAAUUAUGCUGAUAACCAUUUGGUGUCUAUCACAAUAGGUCACGUCCUUCAGGUGCUUUUAGGGUAAAACAAACAUAAUUAUAAAAGUAAGAUUAAAAGGGAAUUUCAUUCCACCAAAACUCCAUUGCAUCAAAAUUUCUGCCAUAUCAUCCAAAUUUCUGCAUAAUUCAAUAGCUGAGAUGUUAGCAAAGUAAUUCAGAGUGGUUUGAUGUGAAAUGGCUCAUAGUAGAGAACGCUCCCAAUUGUGAUUUCUUUACAGUGGUGGUGAUAGGAACCAAUUCUGACACAGUAUGU
Colossoma macropomum (tambaqui) is the source of this 1736-nucleotide messenger RNA. It is a transcript of the gene qpctlb, whose product is annotated as glutaminyl-peptide cyclotransferase-like b. NCBI's taxonomy places the organism in Eukaryota, Metazoa, Chordata, Actinopteri, Characiformes, Serrasalmidae. The record is from RefSeq and is a predicted model, not a curated record. The transcript is spliced from 7 exons. Bases 1 to 1185 code for a protein of 394 amino acids. Gene Ontology annotation, molecular function: zinc ion binding; glutaminyl-peptide cyclotransferase activity.